Messenger RNA from Meloidogyne enterolobii, 913 nucleotides. NCBI's taxonomy places the organism in Eukaryota, Metazoa, Nematoda, Chromadorea, Rhabditida, Meloidogynidae. The record is from the annotation of a GenBank genome assembly.
AUGAUUAAAUUGAUUAUUGCUUUUUCCUUGUAUUUAAUUAUUCUAUUGAAUAUUAAAUGUGAUGGGAGGAAAGUUAGUAUUUCAUUAAAAAUCAAAGACGAUUGGAAAGAAAAAAGAGAAUUUAUUUAUUUAAAAAAUGUUAAAUUAGAAGAGCGUUUUGUAUUGGAAAAAAUUAAAAAACAUAUUAAUCAGUAUGACACUAGCUAUAUUUAUAAUAUUGAGGGGUUUUUGCGCCGAUUUGAUGUAAACCAUCAAGGAAAUAUUUUUAUUGUUGAGAUAAAUCAUAGAUCAGAAUAUGCUGAAGAAUUAAAAAGAAGAAUCUUGAUUAAGAUUGUCAAUAAUAAAAUUUUUUACGAUAUUCAUCCUGGAUUUGAGAAACAGGUAUUUUUGCUUGAUUACUUGAGUAUAAAUUCUGAAAAUUAUAAGAAUAAUAAACUAUGUUACUAAUGUAGUCUCUCUGUUUCCUAAUUUAGUCUCCCGUUAUUUGGAUGAGGAGCAAAUCAUGGAAUACCAAAUCACAAAACUGACAAGUCAAGGAAAAGCCAAAUCAAGAAAAGGAUAUACAGGGUACGGCAAAUUUGGGACUGAAUAUUUGUAUAAAACGAUCAUCUGUCUAUGGGUCUUCUCCACAGGCAGAAGACAUUGUCCGGUCUAGUUCUGUUAAGCUUUUAGUAAAAUUUUUUCCUUGUGGGUCUUCUGUCUUUGGUCUGUCGGUCCUCUCUCUUUGGGUCUUCUUUCUGUGGGUCUUCUGCCACUACGCCAUUUUUUAAAAAUAUUCAUAUUUUUCAAAAAGAUUCCGAUGUUUUAUAUAUUUUGUGUUUUGGUUAUUUCGUGAGUUAGUCGUUCCUUGAUUUAGUAAUUCGGUGACUUGUCGUUCCUUGUCUUGUUCGUUUCUUGAGUUAGCCCGACACGC